GUGGGCUGCCCCUUCAAAAACCACCUGGAAGAGGCUCGCGGGAGCGGCACCGCCUUGAGGGCUGGCUCGCUCGUGCGACAGGGGGAUUAAAAGGCAACAAUAUGCAAAUCGAGCUUCGAGGUUUUUGAGUGGUGUCGCCAGAGCGCGAGGGGAACGUUUCUCUUCGCGCCCGGCGGGCCAAGUUCUGGUUCGCGCUCGACUCGGGGCAUGUUUGCGCCGCCUCGGCAGAGCUAAGGAGCGAGGGAGCGCCGAGCUUGUCGCCCAAGGCCGCCUUUCGGCGCUUCGCUUCGCUUCGCGGUUAUGUCUCCCGUCAGCGAGGAGGUGGAAGCGGGGAACGCUCCGUCCUCCGCUCCGCAAGAAAGCGAGUCAGCGGGCGAGGACGAGCCGAAAAAGUGGAACGGGGAAUGGUGCCCGCGGGAAGCCUCGCACGCCUCCGGGGUCGCAGAACUUGACUUGGUGGCUGGGCUCGGGGCGACGCAGAGUCCUUCCGAGAAGGCGGCGGAGCAGGGCGAGCCGCCGCUGUCGCGAGUGCACCCGGAGACGGCUGAGCCGCCGGAGGGAGGCUGGGGCUGGGUGGUCAUGCUGGCCUCCAUGUGGUGCAACGGGACCGUCUUCGGGAUCCAGAACUCGUGCGGGAUCCUCUUCAAGUCCUUGCUGACGGAAUUCGGAGACCCCCAAGACGAGCAGUUGAGGUUCAGGACAGCAUUGGUGAAUUCUUUAUCGAUGGGGAUGAUUUUCUUCUGUUCUCCCAUUGUCAGUGUAUUUACCAACAUAUUUGGUUGUCGAAAAGUAGCUGUAGUAGGAGCAGCUGUUGCUUUCGUUGGGCUCCUUUCAAGCUCCUUUGUAAGCUCACUUGGACCUCUAUAUUUCACAUAUGGAAUCUUGCUUGGCUGUGGCUGCUCAUUUAGCUAUCAGCCAUCCCUGGUCAUUUUGGGACAUUAUUUCAAGAAGCGCCUGGGACUAGUAAAUGGCAUUGUUACCGCUGGGAGUAGUUUAUUUACUAUAACACUGCCUUUUCUUUUAGAUGAACUGGUCAGUUCUGUUGGCCUCUAUUGGACUUUUCGAAUCCUAUGCAUUUUUUUAUUUAUUCUCUUCCUGGCUGGCUUUACUUACAAGCCUAUCAUGCCUAAUAACAAACAAAGUGAAAAAGGGAAGAAGUUCAAAUUACCUCCAGCGAAAGAACUGUGCAAUUUUUCCAUUUUCAAAAUUCUGAGUUAUAGAAUCUGGGCUCUGGGGAUUCCAGCUGCUUUAUUUGGAUAUUUCAUACCUUAUGUUCAUCUACUAAACCACGUGAAAGAACGUAUUGGUGAACAUGUUCCAGAUGUGACACUUCUGCUUUGUCUUGGCAUUACUUCAGGAAUUGGUCGACUGGUCUUUGGCAGAAUUGCAGAUUAUAUUCCUGGUGCAAAAAAGGUUUAUCUACAGGUGAUAUCCUUUUUGUUAAUUGGCCUGAUGUCUAUGAUGAUCCCGUUAUGCAAAUCCUUUGAAGCUCUUAUUGUUGUCUGCCUUAUCAUGGGCCUUUUUGAUGGAUGCUUCAUUUGUAUCAUGGCACCCAUUGCUUUUGAGUUAGUUGGUGCACAUCAUGUUUCUGAAGCAAUUGGAUUCCUUUUGGGCUUGAUGUCUAUACCAAUGACAGUUGGCCCACCUAUUGCAGGAAAGUUACGGGAUCACCUAGGCACUUAUGAUGUGGCAUUCUACCUAGCAGGAGUUCCACCUAUUAUUGGAGGAGCUAUAUUAUGUGCUAUCCCAUGGGUGCAUGAAAAGAGGAAACGCAAAGAACAAGCUACACCUGUGAAUGGAGAAACCACAGAAAAAAUGCUAGAAAUGAACACCCCCCCUGUAUUGGACUCAUAUGAGAAACCUAGCAAAGAAUCAGAAUCUGUUAUUUAAUAUUGCUAUUUUUUUCUACCAGAUUGAAUUUAUUUUUAUAAAAUUAGGUAGCUUUCUGUUUAUAAACUGAGUGAUCAUGCUUUUUGGCAAAGCUAUGGCGAGCAGUGUGGAAAUAGUAUCAAGAAAUCUUUUCAGCUGUUUUUGGUUGCAUUUACAAAAUACGUUUCCACUUUUAUAUGACCAAUGUUAUAACUGAAUAUAUUCUAGUGAAUGUGUAGGUAGAGAUAUAUGAAUGUAUAUUUGGGAGUCAAGAUCUGUCCUGUCUUAUCAGCUGAUUUCCUCCCAAUCCCUUCACUUUUAUAAUCUGUCCAGCAGAGUGAUUCAGCUGGAAUUUUUAGUAGCAUCUAGUGGUUUUAAAACUAUUACUGCUAAUUUUUAAAAGUUCCGGGAAUGUAGAUUCAGUGUUUUUAAAAUUGUGGUAAUUGUUUUGCAAAAUGACAUCUGCUCUAUAGAGUGCUACCAAGUUCAAUAGUUUACAAUGCCUCAUUGCGUGGUUUGCUUCUUGGUGAAGUUUUGGCCUUUUUUGAUUCAGUGCAUGGUAUAUUGCUUCUGAAGGGAAUAUAAGGUCCAGCUUAAUCCAAAUGCAUACCAAUACCUAACACUGUGAUGGCGAACCUAUGGCACACGUGCCAAAGAUGGCACACGUGCCAAAGGUGGCACCCACGUGGCUGGGUGGCAUGUGCGCCAUCACCCCAAGUCAGAUCUCCGUGGCGUUUCUUUCAUGAGCUUCUGUCCCUGCAAACGACGAAACAGAAGCUCAUGAAAGAAAAAGAUCUUACCUCUUGUCGCGCUGCCAGUGUUGGGAUGCCCCACCUCCUCCCGGUCAGCUGGUCUUCAGGUCUCUGAUGCAUGUGUCGCUAUGCACGCACAUGUCUGCGUGCAUAUGCAUGCACCUUUCAGUUUGGGAUGCGUGCACACAUAGUUUGGGCACUCAAUGUCUAAAAGGUUUGCCAUCACUGACCUAACAUAACUUACAAUUGGAGCAUUUAUUUUUACAAUAUUGAUAUGUGCAGGAUAAAACAGAAUAGUAUAAUGUAAUACUGACACUUAUUAGUUUUCUGUAAAUUUUCUGUUGCUUAAAUUUUUUUUUCAUGUGUAUAUGGGAAAGUAUGUGCUGAAACACAUUUAGUGCCUAGGAAUUAUAGUUCAAGCAAUUAUUUGUUAAUAAGGUUUUAAAAUUACAGGUAGUCCUCACCUUAUGACCAUAACUGGGAUUGCAACUUUUGUUGCUAAGUGAAGCAGUUAUUAGAUGAGUCACGGCCAAUUUUAUGACCUUUUUGUCAUGAUUGUUAAGCGAGUCACAUGGUCAUUAAGUAAAUCCGGCCUCACCCACAGACUUUGCUGGUUAGAAGCCCCCUAUGAAGGUUGUAAAUGAUGAUCACGUGAACCAGGACAAUGCACCUGUUGUAAAUACAUGCCAGUUGCCAAACACCCCAAUUGUAAUCACUGUGGGGAUUCUACAAUGGUUGUAAAUGUAAGCACCAGUUGUAGCUCAUUUUUUUCAGUGCCUUUGUAACUUCAAGUAGUUGCUAAACAAAUGGUCAUAAAUCAAGGACUAUCUGAACAUAUGUUAAGUACACUGACAUGAAUUUUUCAGUUAUAUUUGCAUGUUUUUAUUAUUGAUUCGAGAGUUCAGCAAUUUUACAUGUGAAUUGCUUUCUCUGUUGUUUUAUUUUCCAAUCAAAAGAUAUAUUUAAGAUAGCAUUAAUUAUUCAAGUUUCAGUACUGCCGUGCAUCUCUCUGGUCCUUCCUGUGCAAUCGCAGAGUUAUUAAAAAUAACAAUCCUGUGGAUGAAGGCCAAAUUCGGAUUCUAUCUUGUUCAGGUCCUGUACUCUGCACCAACAGCAGAAACAAGCAGGAUAGAUAAUGAGAAUGACAUGGCAACACCCACAUGGGUUUUCUCUCAGUAUUUUGAAAUUAAAGCUGCAUUUGGCUGAAUAGAUGUGGUGCCUUUCCAGGUCUUGUGGUAUUCUAUCCUUUUUUCUCAACAGACACAUUUUGCAGAAUCCAGUUCAUCUUGGCAGCUCUUUAGGCCUCUAGCUAAAGGAUGUAAACUGACCAUCAAUUAUGUACUGUGUACAUACUCAUACUUUUUUUCACCUGCAGUAAGCAACAUUAUGCAGUGUGCAAAAUAAGAAAUAGUGAGCCUGUCAAAUUAAAGCCUUAAGAUAAGAAACAUGUGACUAAACCUGAUUUGGUUUCAUGCUAAAGUAUUUAAUCACUUCAAGUCAUUUCACUCUAUUUCUCCACCUAGUCUCCAAAGCACUUUAAGAAGCAAUGAAUGGAAACUAAUCAAGGAGAGAACCAACCUAGAAUUGACAGAAAAAUUAAUCAGUGGAAUGACUUGCUUCCAGAAAUUGUAAAUGCUCCAACACUGGAGGUUUUUAAGAAGAGAUUGGACAACCAUUUGUCUGAAGUGGUAUAAGUUUUUCUACUUGACCAGGCGGCUGGAUUAGAAGUCUUCCAAGGUCUCUUCCAACUCUGUUAUUACGUUAUUCUGUUUGAGAAUAGAAUGGUAUUUGACCAUUUUCACCCAUUUCUAAAAUAAUAUUUUUAGUUUCAUCAAAGCUUUUCCUUUGCCUUUUUCAUUCUUGAAUGCAUCUUGUUCUAUUUGACUACAUUUUUUCAACUAUAUGUUUUCCUUUUUACAUUAUAAAUCUACCAACUACUCUUUUUAUAUUUUCUAUUAGCAUUACAUCACAUACUUCUGCGGCACUCAAUGAUUGAUUACUUAUGCACCAUCAAAUGAGUGUUGACUCUUAUCAGCCGGAUAGAUACAUUUUCUCCAUGACAGCCUGCCCCUAACCUGAUCUUUCAGCAUCAGUGUUUUUGUUCUGUUCCAUUGUCAAGAUCCUUUCACCUGAUGUACCCUUUUCAUUCAUAUUUUUCAUGGAGGACUUAUUAUCCUCCUGCGGUCAUUCUAGUUUUAGUCAUAUUUUGUUUUAGGGUUUUCCCCAUUAAGUUCUCUUUUCUCUCAAAUCCAUUCUUUACACUAUUCAAAAAUAUGUGGUAGUUUCAUAAAUACAACCUCUCUAUAUCCGUACAUUCUUUAUUACUUUUCUUAACCUUUCAUCAUAAUCAUUUUUGCACAUGAACUACAUAUUUGCAACAGAUUUUUCUAAGCAUUUACCAGUUACCAUUCUCGUUUGUUCUUGGGUCUCUGAAUUGCUCAUUUAGUUUUUUGUGUUCUCUCACUUUGUUCAAACCCCUCACUUUGUUGAUGUUACCCAACAAAAUAAUUUUUCCUACAUCAUAUUCAUUCAGAACAUCGCACAAUUUUACUAAAACUCAUCGCUGGCAUGUACACCAUAUUUUUUUUAAAAUUUACAUUUAUAUCCCGCCCUUCUCCGAAGACUCAGGGCGGCUUACAGUGUGUAAGGCAAUAUAUUUGUAUAUAUUUGUAUAUACUUUGUAUAUAUUUACAAAGUCAACUUAUUGCCCCCCCAACAAUCUGGGUCCUCAUUUUACCUACCUUAUAAAGGAUGGAAGGCUGAGUCAACCUUGGGCCUGGUGGGACUAGAACCUGCAGUAAUUGCAGGCAGCUGUGUUUUAAUAACAGGCUAUCUUACAGCCUGAGCCACUCAAGGACCCUUUACUAGAGCUAUUGUCUCAAGGACCCUUUACUAGAGCUAUUUACUAGAGCUAUUGUCAACCUACAGAAUCUUAAUUUUUUAAGUAUAACAUUUUUUUGAUAGCAAUUCAUCCUUUCUGACAUAGAUUUUAGGCUUCAUUUGUCAUUAUAUCUCCUCUGCACGUAUUCAUCAACUCCAGAAUAUUAGAGUAACUUCAUUCACUUCUUGAUUUUUGUUUGGUUUAAGAAAAUCCUGUCCAGAAUGAGACAUUUUGUCAAUCCGCUGGCAUUGAGUCCUAACAAACCACCACAUCCUCCCACUGCCAAUUCUCUUGCUGAAGUACUAUCUCCCAUUUUUCUGUUCUAGGAAAGUAGUUUCUAAUUCCUUUUUCUGGGUGGGUCUUAUGGGGCAUAUAUGAAUAGAUAGAAGACAGAUAAGCAGAAUUGAUAAAUACAACGUUGAAGCUCAAAAUGCCUAUACAGGCACAACAACCAGAUUUAAAGUAAAUUCAUACUAUUCUGUUGAUCUCCAACAGCCUUUAGAGUGAAUUUUAGCAAGAAGGCUGUAUUAGCAGUUUUUCACUAUUUUUACAGUCAUGAAGUAGAAAGCAAACCUUUGGACCUGAGGGUUAAAUCCUACUACCCUAAGUGACUGGAAAAAUGAAGAAUGUUGCAAUCUCCCAGGGAAAUAUAAAUGACUCAGGGAAAUAUAAACCGUGGAACCAGCAACCUUCUACCAUAUUUAUUAACAGUGUUAUAAACAUUGUAUUAUUGUAGCAUUCCUGGUCAAGAUGGUUCUGGAACACGGACAGAGUAACCAUUGAUUCAGCUGUGAGGGUCACUCUUGCCUUUAAUAUAUAGCCAAUGAACUGCUGGGAUUAGUAUUAAAGGACAUCAGCCAAAGCAGACAGGAGUGCCUGGUAACAGGGCAGGGCAGAUAAGCCCUUGGUUUCACAGACAUAUAACAUACCUAUAUUUGCUUCUUUCAUUUAAUCAAUUAAUCCAUGCUCUUUAUCAUUUACUUUUAUAUUCCAAGUCACAAUCUAACAUAUGUUGUCACUAGAUGAGCCCAUAACAACUCAACACUACCACUCUACUUGUCUUUCUAAAAAAAAUGUAAGCAAAGCCAUUUUACACUAAAUGCAUACAUGCUAUGUGAUGCAAGCUAAGUUAUCUACGGUCUAAGAGACUAGCUUGCAUGCCAACAUACUGUUGCUUGCAUCCCACUAAAUAAAAGAUAUACAAUAUUUUAGCACGCAUUCAGCAAACUGCAUGCCACUCGGCAAAAUUCUAGAAAGACCCAAGUUGCUGUGGCCUCCAGUUCUGAUGACUUAUUUAGGGGUGAUCUUGGUUUUUUGGCUUUUGCUUGAGAAGUCAUCUUGUGUACCAAUUGCAUUGAAAAAAUGUCUGUUUCUCUGGGCAUUGGGUAUUAUGAUUAUACAAGGUAUUUAAUCGUUUUUCAGUGGUUUAUAAUUUUCAUUUGGCUUCAUUUUCUUCUAUUUUCUGUUGUUUUAUCUGGUUCCUGUUUCUUGCUUUACUUCUAUGUAAGCCACUCAAAGUCACAAGCUCUGAAUUGGGCUGCCAUAGCCAGUAAAUUGAUUAUCUAAAUAAAUGUGAUCAUUACAGCAUCUUUGUCUUUCUAGUGUUUUUUUUAGCUCCAGGACUCUUGUGAAGCACAGAAAUGUAGCAAAUGAAUUUAAAUGGCUUCUUCAAAGGAGAUUCAAAAGCACUGAACAGGCGAAAGUUACCUCUUACCUUUUAUUUACCAAUAAAAAAUACCCAUGGAAUGGCUUCUGUUCAUAUCUAAGAUUUUUGCUUAUUUAUUAGAAAUAGUAAGGAGGUGCUUCAAUCAAUUUUAUGCUGUUUAUGGAAGAGGAACAUAUACAAUAAAGGAUUUCAUUUCUGA
Messenger RNA from Ahaetulla prasina, 7367 nucleotides. RefSeq names its product solute carrier family 16 member 10 (gene SLC16A10). NCBI's taxonomy places the organism in Eukaryota, Metazoa, Chordata, Lepidosauria, Squamata, Colubridae. The transcript is spliced from 6 exons. Gene Ontology annotation, biological process: transmembrane transport. Gene Ontology annotation, molecular function: monocarboxylic acid transmembrane transporter activity. The coding region runs from base 301 to 1890 and encodes 529 amino acids. The record is from RefSeq and is a predicted model, not a curated record.